Daldinia loculata is the source of this 1209-nucleotide messenger RNA. Its product is annotated as SCO1 protein. Gene Ontology annotation, molecular function: copper chaperone activity; copper ion binding. The record is from RefSeq and is a predicted model, not a curated record. Gene Ontology annotation, biological process: mitochondrial respiratory chain complex IV assembly; intracellular copper ion homeostasis. The coding region runs from base 101 to 970 and encodes 289 amino acids. Gene Ontology annotation, cellular component: mitochondrial inner membrane. NCBI's taxonomy places the organism in Eukaryota, Fungi, Ascomycota, Sordariomycetes, Xylariales, Hypoxylaceae. The transcript has 2 exons.
CUCCGUACAAUAAUUUUUAAGCUACUCGAACAGCCCAAAUCAAAUAGACAAGUCACAAGUCGCAAAUCUCGCAACCCGUAAGGUGCUGGGGUUUAUAAAGAUGUCGCGCUCAAUAGCAACUCCGCAACCGCUCUUACGAUCUCUUCUGCAAACCCGCCCUCGGACACAGCAAUGCCGCCGCUUUCUCUCGACAUCCCCCUCCACUUCGACAUCCUCCCCGCGACGACCCACAGCAGCGCUCUCGCACCCCCAGCAACAAUGUAAAGCCAACGCUCGACCCCUCGAGCAGCGACGUUAUAAGGCGAAGACGGUAGAGGAGGCGCUUAGUAGAUACCGGACGGGGCCCUUCUCGUGGAAGGCAGGCUUGCUCUUCGUGCUCACGAGCGCGGGGCUCGUAUGGUACUUCGAACACGAGAAGCAGCGCAUGCAGCGUAAGCGCGUGGCCGAGGCUACCAAGGGUGUCGGGCGGCCGAAGGUUGGAGGGGAUUUCAAUCUGAUCGAUCAGGAUGGGAAACCAUUUUCGAGUAGGGAUUUGAAGGGCCGGCAUUCUCUGGUCUACUUCGGAUUCACCCACUGUCCAGACAUCUGCCCUGAGGAACUCGACAAGAUGGCGCGGAUGUUCGACCUAGUCGAAGAGCAGUGUCCCGGAGCCCUGACGCCCGUGUUCGUGACGUGCGACCCGGCGCGUGACGACCCCAAGGUGCUCAAGUCGUAUCUGGCUGAGUUCCACCCGCGGUUUAUAGGGUUGACGGGCACAUACGAGCAGAUCAAGGACAUGUGCAAAGCGUACCGUGUGUACUUUAGCACGCCGCGAGACGUCAAGCCUGGCCAGGAUUAUUUGGUCGAUCACAGCAUUUACUUCUACCUGAUGGACCCCGAGGGCGACUUCGUAGAGGCACUGGGACGCCAGCAUAGCCCCGAACAGGCGGCGAAGGUUAUAUUGGAUCAUAUAAAGGAUUGGAAGAAAUAAGGGAGGGUGCAUAUGAUGUAGUGAUGCUCUCCCAUUCGGCCUGUGAUAUUAUCAGGUACUUAAUUGAUACAUCAUAGUAUCAAUUCUGCCCAUAAAGGCGUGCUUGUGUAUAUUAUAUAGACAAGAGUCGAUGCGCGAGCCUGGGCUAGAGAAUCCACCUCUACGUUGUAUAAAGAUUACGAUUAACAAAAUACCAUCUUCGCCUCAAAUAUGAAAUACCAAGUCCUCUUGCUCUAUUA